UCCGCUGCAAACACGGUAUAUAUUCUACUUUUAAAAACACUUAAUAACUAUAAAUGAAUCAGCUGCCUGCCCUGCUAACUUUGUUUGGACACGGGUUCACUAACCUUAAGUGCACAGCGGGCAAAGGUAGCCGUUUGGGGUCAUUAACGCCGCACACAUCCAUGGCCCUUAUAGCAGCUCCUGUGCAAAGGCGCUUUAGAGAGCUUUGGAGAGAAUAAUGGCAAGGGUUUUGGUGGCUGUCACCUGCGUGCUGUCCUUGUCACUGGUCUUUGGGCUGGAGCUUAGGGGCCUUUAUGGCAGACUGACGUCACCCGGCUUCCCCCAUACCUACCCAGAUCACCAGCACGUGCGGUGGAACAUCUCUGUCCCCGAGGGCCAUCGGGUCCGGCUGUAUUUCACACACUUCAGCUUGGAGCACUCUGAAUUGUGCGAGUAUGACUAUGUCCAGGUGCUCUCUGAAGGCAAUGAGACGCUGAGAUUUUGUGGACAGACGGAGAAGGAUCAUGAGGAAACUCCGGGCGGUACGGUGCUGUACUCCGCUGGAAACGCCAUGUUUGUUGUCUUCAGAAGCGACUACUCCAACGAGGGCCGUUUUACCGGCUUUCAAGCAUUUUACGCGGCGGAAGAUAUUGACGAGUGCCAGAGCGGUUUGGACGGGGAGCCAGCGUGUGCCCAUUAUUGCCACAAUUACGUGGGUGGCCAUUACUGCACUUGUCGCUCGGGGUAUUUGCUUCAUUCCGACAAAAGAGCCUGCACCGUGCCAUGCAGUGGGCAGGUUCUGACCCGCAGAUCUGGAGUUCUGACCAGUCCUGGCUACCCAGAGCCAUAUCCUGGGAUGAGCCAGUGCCACUUCCAGAUCCAGCUGGAGGAGGGGUUCCGGCUGGUGCUGGAGUUCCUGGAGCCCUUCGACGUGGAGGCCCACCCGGAUGUUUCCUGCCCUUACGACAUUCUAAAGAUUCAGACUGAGAUGCGCGAGUACGGCCCAUUCUGCGGGAGCACCCCCCCAGCGAGAAUAAAGACAGGAACUCAUCAGGUACACGUGGUCUUCAGGGCUGAUGCCACUGGCAGGAACAAGGGAUGGAAGAUCAGGUACACCAGCACAGCUACACCCUGUCCAUACCCUGUUCCACCCCCCCACGGACGCAUCCAGCCUCGACAGACCUUGUACAUGUUCACGGACAGUUUCAACGUGACGUGCAAACGAGGAUACAAAUUGUUCCAGGGGACAAAAAAUCUGACAUCUUACCAAGCCGUGUGUCAGAGUGAUGGGACCUGGAACAGCUCGAUGCCUGAAUGUCACCCCGUUGAUUGUGGACAACCAGAGGGGAUCCCACUUGGAGAGGUUUCAGUAACCACAACCACUUACCAGUCAUCUAUCCAGUACACCUGUGCGCCUUCCUUUAACUUGAGAGGCAGCCAGAAUGGAACUUACUUCUGUGCACAAGAUGGCUACUGGAGGAACAGCCUGGGGAGCUGGGAGCUUCCGGAGUGUGGCCCCUGUCCAUGACUUGAGGGGCCCUUCCGGAGUGUGGCCCCUGUCCAUGACUUGGGGGCCCUUCCGGAGUGUGGCCCCUGUCCAUGACUUGGGGGCCCUUCCGGAGUGUGGCCCCUGUCCAUGACCUCACGUGACUCUGACCUUUUAGCUGCCCUCAGUCUAUCCUGCUGCUUAGACAGACAUCAUGAAAUAUGUCAUAUAAUUAAUAUUUUCUACUGAAACCUGGACAGAGAAAUGGGCAGGUCAAGUAUGUCUUCUGAUCUUCAGGAUCAGAUCCCAGAAGCUACCAGAUUCACUACAUGUAUGAUAAACACAUGGCACCUGCUUCCCACCACCCCGACCCCCCUGACUCGCUCAUGCCAGAUUAAUCGUUUCUGACUCUUUAUUAGUGCCUGUAGGCACACCCGUCCCCGGCGCGGCACACGCUCGCCCG
Messenger RNA from Paramormyrops kingsleyae, 1928 nucleotides. RefSeq names its product MBL associated serine protease 2 (gene masp2). Gene Ontology annotation, molecular function: serine-type endopeptidase activity; calcium ion binding. The record is from RefSeq and is a predicted model, not a curated record. NCBI's taxonomy places the organism in Eukaryota, Metazoa, Chordata, Actinopteri, Osteoglossiformes, Mormyridae.